Anoplophora glabripennis (Asian longhorned beetle) is the source of this 2432-nucleotide messenger RNA. RefSeq names its product PAX3- and PAX7-binding protein 1. Gene Ontology annotation, cellular component: U2-type post-mRNA release spliceosomal complex; nucleus. Lineage: Eukaryota; Metazoa; Arthropoda; Insecta; Coleoptera; Cerambycidae. The coding region runs from base 51 to 2390 and encodes 779 amino acids. Gene Ontology annotation, biological process: spliceosomal complex disassembly; mRNA splicing, via spliceosome. The transcript has 4 exons. The record is from RefSeq and is a predicted model, not a curated record. Gene Ontology annotation, molecular function: DNA binding.
AGAAAUAUAACCUAUAAAACGUUAUAAAAUAAAAAUAUUGAGUAUCCGCAAUGUCUCUAUUUAGAAAACCAAAAAAGAAUAUAGUUCAAAGAAGAGUUUUUACAGAAAAUGACGAUGAUGAAGAUGAACCAAUGCAGGUGCAAGAAGUGGUAUCUAUCGAGAAAAAUCCUAGAAAGAAAGAAAAGUCAUUUAAACAAAAACAAACAUUGUUAAGUUUUGAUGCGGAAGAGGAAGGUGAGGUAUUUCAAGUAAAAAAGUCUUCUCAUAGUAAGAAAAUUAUGAAAAUGUUUGAAAAAGAGAAAAGGAAAAAAGACAUAAAACCUGAAAAAGAAGAACCCAAGCUGAAGGUGAAAACAGAGAUAGUCACUGAUGAUUUGGUAUUAGUUGUUAAUUCUAGUCAUAAGAAACCAAACACACCUCCACCACCAAUUCUUUCCGGAAGAGAUGCUUUAUGUGCUGGUAAAGACGACCUAUCAUCUGAAGAGGAUGAGGAUGGAUCGACAGCAACAACUCAUCGUUUUUCAAAACCAGACAAUUUUAAGAAAGUCCUGGAAUCAGGUGCUAUUCCAGAUGCUGCUAUGAUACAUGCUGCACGGAAGCGUAGACAAAGGGCACGCGAAUUAGGUGAUUAUAUUCCAGUAGACGAGGAAGAACCCGAAGACAAGGGUAGAUUAUUAAGAGAAGAUGAUAAUGAGGGUAGCGAUGAGGAUCGGAUUGACAUGGACAUUAAUUUGAACUUGCGAGAUCAGGAGCGUAGAAGAGAACAAUUUUUGGCAGCUCAGGAAUCUGACCAUGAGGUUGACGAAUGGGAAGAUCAGCAAAUUAGAAAAGGAGUGACAGGUGCAGCUAUAUCUAUGGCCCAAGAAAUGAUAUUCCUACCAGAUUGUCCUGCGCCACCUAUCAUCACUCCUCAAAUACCUGUCAUAGAGCCUGGAGUUCCCAGAACACCUCAGAUGAUAGCAGAAAAGCUAAGAGAACACUUCGAAAAAGUCUGUGCAUCUAGAGAUCACAAUAUAGUUCAGUUGCAAAAGACCCGUGAAGAUAUUCACCAGGUAACAAAAGAAUUAGAUGAGUUACGAUUUAAAGCACCAGGGGCAGCGGAAAGGUUUCGGUUUUAUCAAGAGCUCAGAGGAUACAUUACAGAUCUUGUAGAAUGUCUGGAUGAGAAAGUUGGAGUUAUUUCUAAUUUGGAACAGCGCGCAUUGGAUCUAAUGGCUCGUAAAUCCGAAUGGUUAAUAGAAAGGAGGAGGCAAGAUGUAAGGGAUCAGGCUGAAGAAGCUACAAAUAAAGGAGGUUUAAUAAGGAAAGGGCCUGAAGAUGAGGAGAAACAGAGGAGAGCAGCAGAAAGAGAGGGACGUAGGACAAGGAGGAGGAGAGCAAGGGAAAUUCCUGGACUGCCAAAACAUGUGGAAGGUAUGUCUAGUGAUGACGAAAUUUCCCAACAAGACAUCCUGAAUUUUGAAAAGGAACGGGAACAGAUUGAAGCCGAACUACUGGUAGUCUUUGAGGAUGUGGUUGAAGAUUAUUCUUCUACCGCAAAUAUUUUAAUCAAAUUUGAACAGUGGAGAUCAACCGAUCUCACGGCAUAUACAGAGGCAUAUGCGACAUUUUGCUUACCAAAAGUUGUUAGCCCUUUAGUAAGGCUCAACUUGGUGUUUUGGGACUCGUUAAAUGAAACAAUUGAGCUGGAAAAACUCGAUUGGUAUCGAACUCUAGCAUUAUAUGGGUUACAUGACGAUGAAACGGAAGAAUCUCUAUCAAAAGAUCCAGAUAUUUCAUUGUUGCCUACAAUCAUAGAGAAAGUAAUCAUUCCCAAAUUGACACAGCUUGUUGAUAGAUGUUGGGACCCCCUCUCUAGCUCACAAACUUUGCGACUAGUUGGCACCGUGUCUCGUUAUAUAAGGAAAUUUCCUACGCUAGGACCUGCUAGUAAACCUUUAAAUAAUUUAUUUAGCGCUAUUUUACAUAAGAUGAAAACUGCGCUAGAGCAUGACGUAUUUAUUCCAGUAACUCCUAAGUUGGCAGAAAGUAAGUCUCAGUUUUUCCAAAGGCAGUUUGCUAGUGGGUUAAAACUGCUUAAAAACAUAACUAGUUGGCAGGGCAUUUUAAACGACAACACCUUAAAGGAAUUGGCCUUGCAGUCUCUGUUAGAUCGAUAUUUGCUGAGUUCAUUAAAGUUCUGCAUGGUGACCGACGCUGUUCAGAAAGUUCGACUGAUCAGCCUUAUAUUGCCGAGGGUGUGGCUACAAGGAUCUAAUACUCCCGAAUUCAAAAUGUUUAGUGUUACAGUUGUCAAUUUGCAUCAACAACUAGAUAAGAAUAAUCCCUUACAUUUAGAGUCGAUAGACAUUUUAAAUAGUAUACUCAAGACUUUGAGGUCACAAAACUAAUUACUAUUUUGUAAGUUACUUUAAUAAAAGUCAUGUACCCCA